Messenger RNA from Rotaria sp. Silwood1, 417 nucleotides. Lineage: Eukaryota; Metazoa; Rotifera; Eurotatoria; Philodinida; Philodinidae. The record is from the annotation of a GenBank genome assembly.
AUGUUAUGUGAAACAAUGACUACAUAUGUUGCUGAAUAUUUUGAAAAAUUAGAAAAAAAAUUAAGAGAAACAAAAUAUAAAAAUCAAAUUGAAUCAUUAAAAGAAACUAUUACUGAAUUAGGAUUAUUAGAAGAAGAAAAAAAUAAUCAAAUUAUACUUUCUGGUCUUGAACAACAAUUAUUAGAUGGUAUUUUAGAUGAAGGUACAUUAGCAAAUCGACAUGAAUGUGAUCGAGAAUUUGUUGAUUCUCUAUUAGAACGAGCAUCAUCGAAAAAUCCAAGAUUAAUUGGAUAUAUGCAACGAGCUGUAGCUUAUCAUCAUGCUGGUUUCAAUAAUAAAAGUCGAGUAGCUGUUGAAGCACUUUUUCGUAAGCGAUAUGUUCAAGUAAUUUUCUCUACGGCAACACUUGAUAUGUAA